Penicillium cinerascens is the source of this 1860-nucleotide messenger RNA. Its product is annotated as glycoside hydrolase family 47 protein. The record is from RefSeq and is a predicted model, not a curated record. Bases 1 to 1860 code for a protein of 619 amino acids. Gene Ontology annotation, molecular function: calcium ion binding; mannosyl-oligosaccharide 1,2-alpha-mannosidase activity. The transcript has a single exon. Lineage: Eukaryota; Fungi; Ascomycota; Eurotiomycetes; Eurotiales; Aspergillaceae. Gene Ontology annotation, biological process: carbohydrate metabolic process; N-glycan processing. Gene Ontology annotation, cellular component: Golgi membrane; endoplasmic reticulum.
AUGAGUCGGGCCAGACGCCAAUUGCUGGGUUGCUUCCUGGCGGCCCUUGUGCUACUUCUGCUAUACAGGCGCACUCGAUCUGGGUCAGAUGUCAACCUCCCUUCACCGAUCGUAACUCCAGAGUCCCCUGAGAAUCCUGAUAUUCCUGAGAAUCCCGACAAUCACCCGCAAGAUGAAACAAACGCCCAAUUUGCAUGGCGAAAUCUGCCAUUGCGCUUUCCUCCUGCUGUCAUGGAGGUGUUACCAAGACGGUCCCGAGACCUUCCCAAACUCCAAUCUGGGUCUCUACGCGUUUCUCACAUGAAACUGUGGUACCAACAGGAUAGAAAGUCAGCAGUACGUGAAGUAUUUGAGCGGUGCUGGGAUUCUUACAAGAAAUUGGCAUGGGAGACGGACGAACUCGCGCCCGUGAGUGGACUACCACGAAAUGGACUUGGGGGCUGGGGCACAACAUUGGUGGAUAAUCUAGAUACGCUAUGGAUUAUGGGAAUGCGCGAUGAGUUCAACAGGGCUGUAGAGGCCGUAACUCAAAUCCGAUAUCAAGAUACCUUGUCGCCGGAUGUCAACACCGCCGAGAUCAACACUCGCCAUCUUGGAGGUCUUUUGGCAGCGUACGAUCUGAGCGGCGAUCGACGACUCCUGGAUAAGGCCAUCGAUGUUGGUGACAUGCUCUUUGCUGCCUUCGAUACACCGAAUCGCAUGCCCAUCACACACUGGGAUUUGCACAGAGCUGCGCGCCAAGAGGAACAACUGGCGGAAGAAGUGGCAUCUGCGUCUGAGCUCGGCUCCUUCAUUUUGGAAUUCACGAGAUUGUCUCAAAUAACUGGUGACCACAAGUAUUUCAAUGCGGCGCAGCAGGUCAUGUUUAGACUGGAACGACUGCAGGAUUUGUCAAAACUGUUCGGAAUGUGGCCCGUGGCUCUCAACGCUCGAGCAGAAUUGACAGACGGUGACCUCUUUACCAUGGGACCUGAAACCGACUCUCUUUACAAGACUCUGCCAAAGGCAUAUGCUAUGCUAGGGGGCCAUUAUUCCAUGUACCGGACCAUGUAUGAGAAAGCCACUCGCACUGCGGCAAGUCACAGUCUCUUCCGGCCGAUGAAUGUAGAGGGAAAAGAUAUCCUCGUCCCUGGAUCUGUGCGAGUUACCAUGACCCAGAACGGCAAGCCACGCACGCACCUGGAAUCCCAGGUUCACCACCGCGCCUGCUUUGCGGGCGGCAUGUUCGCGAUGGGCGGUGCGCUCUUCAACAUCCCCAUCCACCGAAAGAUCGCAAACAAGCUUGUCGACGGCUGCAUCUGGGCAUCCCAGGCCAUGCCGAUGGAGAUCAUGCCGGAAGUAUACGAAGUUGUCCCGUGCGCAUCGCAAACCAGUUGUCCAUGGAAUGAGUGGCACUGGAAGCAGGAAGUGUGGAAGAAAGCAAACAGUAUAGACCCGAAUCCGUCUCUGGAUGUCGAUGUUUUCAUCAGGGAUCACCGGAUCCCUAGGGGCUUCAUCGCUAUCCCUGACACUCGGUAUAACCUGCGACCGGAAAUCAUCGAAAGCAUUUUCAUCUUGUACCGUGUGACUGGACGCGAAGAUCUUCUUGACACGGCAUGGGAGAUGUUUGAGAAUAUUCAGAAUGCCACUCAGGUUGACAAUGGUAAUGCGGGUAUCAUUGAUGUCACGAACGACCAAGGCGAAACAGAUCACAGUGAUUCGAUGGAGAGUUAUUGGAUGGCGCAGACUCUGAAAUACUUUUAUCUUAUGUUCAGUGCUCCCGACGUUUUGAGUCUGGAUCACUAUGUCUUCAACUCUGCUGGACACCCGCUCAAGCUUCCGCAGCUCGCGGAGAUGGAAAAGGCGUUUGAGUUCAGUUAA